Messenger RNA from Leptopilina boulardi, 3387 nucleotides. It is a transcript of the gene Ef-1a-f1, whose product is annotated as elongation factor 1-alpha. Gene Ontology annotation, molecular function: GTP binding; translation elongation factor activity; GTPase activity. The coding region runs from base 194 to 1579 and encodes 461 amino acids. The record is from RefSeq and is a predicted model, not a curated record. Lineage: Eukaryota; Metazoa; Arthropoda; Insecta; Hymenoptera; Figitidae. Gene Ontology annotation, biological process: translational elongation; translation. The transcript is spliced from 4 exons.
GCUGAAACCCAAGAGCCGGAUUGUCACAGAGAGAGAGUGUCAGAAGACACCCCGUUACCCUCGACAAUUUAUCCCGCGCGACCUAAGCCAAGAAAAUCGUCAAAGAAACGCAAAAAAAAAAAAAAACAAACAAACAAAUACUCCGGUGACUUCGUCAUCGACUCGGAAAUUUUGAAAAACAACAACAAUAAUCAUGGGAAAGGAAAAAAUACACAUAAAUAUUGUUGUAAUUGGUCAUGUUGACUCGGGUAAAUCAACGACAACUGGCCAUUUAAUUUAUAAAUGCGGUGGCAUUGAUAAGCGUACUAUUGAAAAAUUUGAAAAAGAAGCACAAGAAAUGGGUAAAGGUUCAUUUAAAUAUGCAUGGGUAUUGGAUAAACUUAAAGCAGAACGUGAACGUGGUAUAACAAUUGAUAUUGCAUUAUGGAAAUUUGAAACGGCAAAAUAUUAUGUCACCAUUAUUGAUGCGCCAGGUCAUCGUGAUUUUAUUAAAAAUAUGAUAACAGGCACAAGUCAAGCCGAUUGUGCUGUAUUAAUUGUUGCCGCUGGUAUUGGUGAAUUUGAAGCUGGUAUUUCAAAAAAUGGACAAACACGUGAACAUGCAUUAUUGGCAUUUACAUUGGGCGUAAAACAAUUAAUUGUUGGCGUUAAUAAAAUGGAUAUGACCGAUCCACCAUAUUCAGAGAGUCGUUUUGAAGAAAUUAAAAAAGAAGUAUCAUCUUAUAUUAAAAAAAUUGGCUAUAAUACAUCGUCAGUUGCAUUUGUACCAAUAUCAGGAUGGCAUGGUGAUAAUAUGUUGGAAUCAUCGCCAAAAACAACAUGGUAUAAAGGUUGGAAAGUUGAACGUAAAGAUGGUAAUGCCGAUGGGAAAACAUUAAUAGAGGCAUUGGAUGCUAUUUUACCACCGUCACGACCAACUGAUAAGGCAUUACGACUUCCAUUACAGGAUGUUUAUAAAAUUGGUGGAAUUGGAACUGUACCAGUUGGACGUGUUGAAACUGGUAUUCUAAAACCAGGAAUGCUCGUGACAUUUGCUCCAGCUGCUUUGACAACUGAAGUGAAAUCCGUUGAGAUGCAUCAUGAAGCAUUGACAGAGGCACUACCUGGUGAUAAUGUUGGAUUUAAUGUGAAAAAUAUUUCAGUUAAAGAAUUAAGACGUGGCUAUGUUGCUGGUGAUUCAAAAAAUCAACCACCAAAAGGCGCUGCUGAUUUUACUGCACAGGUUAUUGUUCUCAAUCAUCCGGGACAAAUUAGCAAUGGUUAUACACCGGUGGUCGAUUGUCAUACCGCUCAUAUUGCAUGUAAAUUUGCUGAAAUCAAAGAGAAAUGCGAUCGUCGAACUGGUAAAACAACUGAAGAAAAUCCAAAAAGUAUUAAAAGCGGUGACGCAGCUAUUGUUAUGCUACAGCCAACAAAACCAAUGUGCGUUGAAGCAUUCCAAGAAUUUCCACCAUUGGGCAGAUUUGCAGUUCGUGACAUGCGUCAAACUGUCGCUGUCGGUGUUAUUAAGAGUGUCAACUUUAAGGAUACUCAGGGCAAGGUUACAAAAGCCGCCGAGAAGGCACAAAAGAAAAAGUAACCAUCAAGCUUCCUCGGAAGAUACCCAAUGAAAAUUCUCCAAAAAUCCCCAAAUUGGACGCAAUUUUAUCUAUUUGCGUCAUUUUUUUCAUCAACUUUUUCAAGUAAUGACAAAACAUUUUUAUUUUUACCUCCUCUACAUUAUCCGAUAGUAUUGAAUCCUCGUAUUUAUCCAAAUUUACAUAUUCAAUUCACUCAUGCUCCUCGCACUCCUCACAUAUGCUAGCAUUCAAUUUUCCCCAAAAAAAAAAAAAAAUAAUAAUUGUCAUUAAUUACAAAAAAAAAUUGGCAAAACCAAAAGCGUCCAAUAAUAUUCCGUUUCCUUGAAAAUAUCAUUCAUUCGAAUGUGAGACCAUUUGACCAAACAAAAAUAGAUUUUUCAUCUGAAAAACUGCCUCGCAUUCCUUUGUUUCUUUUUAAUAUGAGAUUUAUUAAGGCUGAUUAUUCAAAAUAUAUUUUAAAAAAAUUUUUUUUAAUUUUAUAAACUUUUUUUCAACCAAAAAAAAAGUAUAGUUUAUAUUUAAUAAUGGUGCGAAUUGGAUUUAUAUAUCCUAAUAUUCUUAAUCGCCUCUUUCCUAUAGACGCGUUCUUUUUAAACCCUUAGUAUUAAUUAUGUUGAUGUAAUAAAAAAAAAAAAAAAAAAAAAAAAUACAAUUGAAAAUUUGACUAUCAUUACAAUCCCAAUAUAAAAUUUUCUAAAUAAAAAAUGCACAAUUAUGAUAAAUAUAUAUAUAAUUUAUUCUCAAAAUGAAUUCUUGGUAAAUUUUACAAUUAAUGUUAUAUGUACAAAAAAUGUUUUUUUAAUGUAAUGAUUUUAUAAGAAUUUGUUAGAAUUCCUUUUUUUUUUUUUUUGUUAGGAAAAUAUCAAUAGGAUGAAAAAUGUCUGACACAAAUCUAUUUUGCAGUCUGAAAUGGAUUAAUAGGUCACUUUUCAUUUUCUGAUAUGGCGCAAUCAUCACAUUAUUGGAAUUCAUAAUUCUUAAACAUAUCUUAAUUUAUUUCGUUCACACCGCAAAUAGAGUUACCAAUAUACAACUUUCAAAAUUUUGCAAAAAUUAUAAACACUUUUUACCAAAAAGAAAAUUAUUUUAUAAUUUUUAAUUUCUAUUAAUAAUAAUUAAUUUUUUAAUAAUAGAAAUUUUUUUGAUUUUGCAAAAUCUUUCUAGUAGUAUUUGUGCAGAAAUUAUUUUUUUUACAUUUUAAAAAAAGGAAUUAAAAUCCGAACAAUGUUAAAUUAAUACUGAUUGACAAAAAAAAAUAAUAAUAAUCGUACAAUUUGUAAGUAAUCACCACAUACAGGACUUUUUAAAAAAAAAAUUUCAAUUAUCUAUACAAUGAUGCCAAUCGAAUUUUCAUAAUACUAUAUCGAAUUUAUUCGAAACAUUAAUUAGAUUUGACAAUAAAAAAAAGAAAUUUUCUUUUUAAGCUAAACCUCUUUAUUUUGUGUCAAAUUCAUAAAUGCUAAAGCAACACACAGCCUCAUAAUUGUUCAAAAAUAUUUCUGACAUAUCCUUAAAAAAAAAAACCAUGGAAUUAUUUUUCAGAGGUUCAUUAUUUUAUUUACAAAAUUUCAGAUUUUUUUAUUUGUGCUUUAAAAAAAAAUGAAUAUUACUAUAGGUUAAAUAAAUAAAAUUAUUUCUUUUAAAAAUAAAUAAAACACAUUGGAUAAAAAAAAAAGAAUAAAGAGAGAAAACCUAAAUUAAAAAUUAUCAGAUAAUAAUAUUAUCACAUUUUGAUAUUUCUUUUCGAGAAUCUGUAUUGGAAAUUUUCUAAAAUCUUAAAAAAAAAAAAAAAAAAAAAAAACGAAAA